GUCUGUGUCAAAUUAAAAGUCCUCUCAAAACAUUUUUCGUUUCGUGUUAUUGUGCGGUUUGUCAUUGGCAGGAAAACUCGUUACUUUCCGAUAAACAGACACGGAAUGAAAUCGCUUUGUGCCCCGUAAAGAGUUAAUCUUUUAGGAUAUCAGGCUGUCCUUGGUGUUUUUGACCUGUUUAAAGCGCGGAGCUGCUGUGGGUGAAGGAUUUAACCCCCCCCCCCCUCCUCCUCAAUUUUCCUGAAAGCCUCCACAACGAGUCGCCUGAGCUGGGGACAUCCGCUGGUGAAUUUCAUUUACAUCAGCUGAUGCAGCCAGGUAAGCUGCAGCCCGGCUGGAUGUCAUGCUACUGCUGCUGGCUGCUUUCUAGUCUAGUGGAGGUGGAGGUGUUGGGGGGGAGGGGGGAUUCUCGGUGUGUCUCACGUUACAUUGCUGCGCCCCCUCCAUCGCGAUCAUCGGUCUCCUGCAGCCUGCCAGCGGAUGAAUGCCCCAGCCUGUGAUUUUGCCAUCGCCAAAAGGACUCCAUGUCUUUCUUGGACUGUUCCUGCAUCUCCCACGCUCAGGUCCAGCCCAUGGACAUAGAGGAGCGCUAUGAGGACACCAGCCACCAGUUCCUGAGCUGUGACGGUUCUGAGUACACGCUGCAGGGCCCGGCGGGCGGCGAUGACAUCACAGGGCUGUCAGCCGAGCCUGCACAUUACCAGCUGCUGUCAGAGCUGGGUCGGGGCUUCAAUAACCUGAGCCAGGUGAACAUGGCACGCCACAUCCCCACCGGCCAACUGGUGGCCGUCAAACAGACUAACCUGGACGAGUGCACGGAGGAGGAGCUGCUGCAGCUCAUGAACGAGGUGCUGCUCUCCCGGCUCUUCCGUCACCCCAACCUGCUGACCUCGCGCCUGGUCUUCAGCUCCUGCUGCCAGCUGUGGGUCCUGACACCUCUCAUGGCCUAUGGCUCUGCAGACACCUUACUGAGGACAUAUUUCCCAGAUGGAAUGAGUGAAUCCCUGAUAGCGUACCUGCUGUACGGUGUGCUGAAAGCAUUGGAAUACCUACACCGGAUGGGCUACGUUCACCGAGGGGUGAAGGCCAGUCAUAUCCUGCUGUCAGGGGAGGGGUGUGUCUACCUCUCAGGGCUCCACAGUGUUUACAGUAUGAUGCGUGAGGGGAAGAGGAUGAGGGCCGUGUUCGACAUGCCCCACCACAGCCCAGCACUGCUGCCCUGGCUCAGCCCCGAACUACUGCGACAGGACCUGCACGGUUAUGGAGUGAAGUCAGACAUCUACAGUUUGGGCAUUGUAGCCUGUGAGCUAGUCAGCGGCAGGGUGCCUUUCCAGGACAUGCCGCCUACUCAGAUGCUGCUUCAGAAGCUGCGAGGCUCCCACUGUUGCUUGCUGGACGUGGCUCCCUUCCCGCUGGGAGAGCUGGGGGGGCUGAAGGUUUCGCGCUCGGGGGUGGACUCCGGCAUCGGGGAGAGCGUGGCCACGGGGAGCCUGACGCACAGCGCCACCGCUCCCCCCACAGACCGACCUCAAAGCCCCGGACCCAAAAACCACUCUGCCACCCUCCACAGCCUGGUCCAGCUGUGUCUGCAGCAGCAGCCUGAGCGCAGACCGUCAGCUUCUGAACUGUUGACCCACGCCUUCUUCAAGCAGGUGAAGAGGCACACCAGAGACUCCUUCCUCAGUCUCAUGUACCCAGCAGCGCCCCUCGCCAGCCCCGAGGACCCUCCGGUAUCCAGCCCCCCCGCCCCUUCCUGCCACACUCCAGCACCAGCCGCCACCGACACCACUGAGGCAGUGUGGGACUUCUCCUAA
Molecule: messenger RNA, 1814 nt
Organism: Archocentrus centrarchus (flier cichlid)
Lineage: Eukaryota; Metazoa; Chordata; Actinopteri; Cichliformes; Cichlidae
Gene: stradb
Product: STE20 related adaptor beta
Exons: 12
Coding region: 525-1814 (429 amino acids)
Biological process (GO): activation of protein kinase activity; protein phosphorylation; protein export from nucleus
Cellular component (GO): serine/threonine protein kinase complex
Molecular function (GO): protein kinase activity; protein serine/threonine kinase activator activity; ATP binding
Source: RefSeq, a predicted model, not a curated record